AUAAAUGCAAAAUGACAAUUGUUUGUGAAAUGCUGUAAUUUUAUUUAUCGACAAUCGUUUCUAUGUAAUAUUAUUGGUGUUAUUUAUAACAUAGUUAAUACACAAGAAAGAUUAAAAAGCUAAAAGUGAAGUGUAACAAAUAUAACGGUAAAAACGUAAGGCGUCAUGCCUUCGAUAGACGUAAUUGUGCCGCCAGGCCAACCGCCAGAAGUAACACCAGAGGAGCCCCAGGCGCCUCCGCCACCUGUCAUUGGUAUUAUUUAUCCACCCCCUGAAGUAAGGAACAUCGUCGAUAAGACUGCCAGUUUUGUGGCACGUAACGGUCCUGAGUUUGAAGCCCGUAUCCGACAAAAUGAACUGGGCAACCCCAAGUUUAACUUCUUGAACUCGGGUGAUCCAUACCAUGCAUACUAUCAGCACAAAGUAAAGGAGAUCAGAGAAGGGAAAGGGCCCGACCCAUCUGCACCAUCCUCUGGGCCACCAAUACAACGUCCAGGGCUCGCUCCAGCCACCGCUGCUCGUCAGCAAGAGUUACUCAAGGCGGCCGCUCCGGCAGAGCCACCACCGCCACGCGAUCCACCACCAGACUUCGAGUUCAUAGCAGACCCACCAUCAAUAUCUGCCCUAGAACUCGACAUUGUUAAAUUAACGGCUCAAUUUGUUGCUCGUAAUGGUAGGCAAUUCCUUACGGAUCUUAUGAAGAAAGAGGAGAGAAAUCACCAGUUUGACUUCUUACGACCUCAACAUUCUCUCUUUCAAUAUUUUACGCGUCUUUUGGAGCAAUACACAAAAGUAUUAUUACCACCGAAAGAACUAGUUUCGAAACUAACUGCAGAAGUGAGGAGCGGAGUACUAGAGCAGGCGCGCAGUCGAGCGGCGUGGCACUCGCACCAGGCACGCCGCAAGGCCGCAGACGAGGCCCGCAUUGAGAAGGAGAGACUAGCAUAUGCAUCCAUCGAUUGGCAUGACUUUGUGGUAGUUGAGACUGUUGAUUAUCCGGCCGGCGAACCGGGAGAGUUCCCGCCGCCCACUACUCCUCUAGAAGUCGGAGCGAGAGUGUUGGCAGAAGAGAGGGGAGAAGACAUAACUCAGGGCAUAGAGGAAGAUGACACUGAGAUGCAAUUGGAAUCCGAGUCUGACUCCGAUACGGACGAGGAGCUGGCCGAAAUGGAGGACAGAACGCAGCAGCAGCAGAGGCCCGACGACAACCGCGUGCAGGACAUGGAGGAGGACAGCUCCUCCGACGAUGACUCGCCGCCGGAACCGAAGCAGCCGGACGUGGCGCCGCUGCCGCCGCGACCGGACCGUGUCGUCGUCAAGAAGUACGAUCCGAAGCGCGCCCGGCCGCAGCCCACGCCCGCCAGCGAGGAGUGGCUCGUGUCGCCCAUCACCGGAGAGAAGAUCCCCGCUAACAAGGUGGCCGACCACGUGCGCAUCGGUCUGCUCGACCCGCGCUGGCUGGAGCAGCGAGACCGCGCCGCCGCCGAGCGCACAGACCGCGACGAGGCGCUCGCACCCGGCGCCGCCAUCGAGGCCUCGCUCAAACAGUUGGCAGAGCGUCGUACUGAUAUCUUCGGUGUGGGCGACGAGGAGACGGCGAUCGGUAAGAAGAUAGGCGAGGAGGAGAAGCGACGCGACGAACGUGUGACGUGGGACGGGCACACGAGCAGCGUGGAGGCGGCCACACGGGCUGCGCGUGCGCACAUCACACUCGAGGACCAGAUACAGCAGAUACACAAGGUGAAAGGCUUACUUCCCGAUGAGGAGAAAGAAAAGAUCGGACCGAAGCCAGUGACGGCCCCGAGCAUGUCGCGCGCCCAGCCCCGCCCCCCGCCACCGCCGGCCCCGCCCCGCGCAGCCGCACCCGCCCCCGCCCCAGCCCCAGCCCCAGCGCCCGUGCUGCUGCAGCCCAUACCACCGCUCAUGGUGAUUCCACCACUGGCCCCGCGUCCUCCGCUCAUCCCCACGCCUGUGGGGGCGCCGUACGGAUACGCGGCGGUGGCGCCCCCCGUGCCCGAGGAGGUGGAGGAGCCGACCGCCAAGCGGCCGCGCACUGAGGACGCGCUGGAGCCCGAGAGCUCCUGGCUGGCGAGACAUCCCGGACCAGCACCGAUACAAGUGUCUCUGCCGUCGCUGCCGGAGCGUACUGAGUGGCGUCUGGACGGGCGAGUGUUGCCGCUGUCGGUGGCGCUCUCGGCGACGGCUGCAGAUCUCAAGGCGCUGCUGCAGCGUGCCACAAAUAUGCCAACCGCCAAGCAGAAGCUGCAAUAUGAGGGUUUAUUCUUCAAGGACACUAACACGCUGGCGUACUACAACGUGCCGCCCGGCGCCGUCAUACAGCUGCAGGUCAAGGAGAGAGGAGGUCGUAAGAAAUAGUAGUGUGACUAGUGCUGCCAUCUCUGUUUAUUAUCUGAGCAAAGAGGUUGCAAAAAAAACUUCUACUUUGACUAGUGCUGCCAUCUGUUUAUCAUCUGAGCAAAGAGGUCGCAAGAAAUAGUUCUAUUAUGACUAGUGCUGCCAUCUCUGGAGAAUAUCAAAGAAACUUUAUAUAUUUUGG
Messenger RNA from Papilio machaon (common yellow swallowtail), 2557 nucleotides. RefSeq names its product splicing factor 3A subunit 1 (gene Sf3a1). Lineage: Eukaryota; Metazoa; Arthropoda; Insecta; Lepidoptera; Papilionidae. The record is from RefSeq and is a predicted model, not a curated record. The transcript is spliced from 7 exons. Gene Ontology annotation, biological process: regulation of alternative mRNA splicing, via spliceosome; mRNA cis splicing, via spliceosome. The coding region runs from base 166 to 2376 and encodes 736 amino acids. Gene Ontology annotation, molecular function: RNA binding; protein binding. Gene Ontology annotation, cellular component: U2-type prespliceosome; catalytic step 2 spliceosome; U2 snRNP.